Molecule: messenger RNA, 564 nt
Organism: Penicillium malachiteum
Lineage: Eukaryota; Fungi; Ascomycota; Eurotiomycetes; Eurotiales; Aspergillaceae
Gene: rhbA
Product: Rheb family small GTPase rhbA
Exons: 4
Coding region: 1-564 (187 amino acids)
Biological process (GO): small GTPase-mediated signal transduction
Cellular component (GO): plasma membrane
Molecular function (GO): GTPase activity; GTP binding; GDP binding
Source: RefSeq, a predicted model, not a curated record
AUGCCUGCUGCGCCAAAGCAACGCAAGAUUGCCAUUGUUGGUAGUCGCUCUGUGGGAAAAUCCUCCCUCACAGUUCGAUUCGUCGAGCAUCACUUUGUCGAGAGUUACUAUCCCACAAUCGAGAACACCUUUAGUCGAAUCAUCAAAUACAAUGGCCAAGACUAUGCGACUGAAAUCGUGGAUACUGCUGGACAGGAUGAGUACAGUAUCUUGAACUCAAAGCACUUCAUUGGUAUUCAUGGAUAUAUCAUUGCUUACUCGGUGACAUCGCGGCAAUCAUUUGAGAUGGUCAGAACCAUUCGUGACAAGAUCUUGAAUCACCUCGGUGCGGACGAGGUGCCUCUCGUGAUAGUAGGCAACAAGAGCGAUUUGAAGCCCGAACAACGACAAGUCUCCACUGAAGAGGGACGUCAAUUGGCAGAGGAGCUCAACUGUGCCUUUACUGAGGCUAGUGCCUUCCUCGACUUUAAUGUCUCCAAGGCAUUUGAUUUGAUGAUCAGUCAGAUCGAGAAAUCUCAGAACCCAUCGCAGCCAACCGGAGGGAAUAAGUGUGCCUUGAUGUAA